GGCCGAAGCGGCCCGCGCAGGGACCGGGCGGGACCCGCCACGGGAGAUUCUACCCGUCUCCCAAGGUCGGGGCUUGAACCCUGCCGGAUAAAGCCGGAGCCGCCCCCCUCUUUUCCCAGCCAUGCGAACUGCGGGAUGAAGCUGGAAGCUGUGGUGGAGCAGCUGCAGAACCAGCAGCAGCAAGCAGCCGCCGUGCAGAUGGAUUCGGAGCGCGGGAGCGGCCAGCUGCGGGAGGCGCAGGUGCCGUUCCCGCAGCAGGCUGCGGUGCAGCGCGCCGUCCUGCGCGCCGGCCGCGCUCCGGCCGCAUCGCCCGGCGCUCUCCUGGCCAGAGCCCCACCUCCGCCGGGACCCGCCCGGGCUUUCGAUCAGAGCAGCAUGAAUUCUGAGCCUGACGAGGAGGAGGAGGAAGAGGAGGAGGAGGAAGAAGAAGAGGAAGAUGACGAGGAGGAGGAGGAGGAAGAAGGCGGUUUGGAAGGCAGCGAGCUGGAUGGCGCUGACGUGACGGGGAAGGAAAGCUGCUCUGCUCUGAAGUAUUUCCGUGCUCCCAAAGUUGCCCAUCCCAACCAAAGAGUGGCCUCUACCUCUAAUCCUCUCCCAGCUCCAGGGCACCAGCGGGGGGGGCAGCAGGGCAAAGAAGAACAGGGUAAAGACACUACUAAGCAGCUGCAUUCCGGGUCCCCGGCGGGACGCCCCAACUGGCGCUUGGACGAGCAGCUCAAACAGAAUGGCAGCGUGACCUGGAGUGAUGAUGGUGAUGGAUGCCGAGGAAGAGAAAUCUCACGGGACUUUGCCAAGCUCUAUGAACUGGAUAGUGAUCCUGAGCGGAAAGAGUUCCUGGAUGACCUCUUCAUUUUCAUGCAGAAGAGGGGAACUCCCAUCAAUCGGAUCCCCAUCAUGGCAAAGCAGAUCCUGGACCUCUACAUGCUCUACAAGCUGGUGACCGAAAAGGGAGGGCUGGUGGAAAUCAUCAACAAGAAGAUCUGGCGGGAGAUCACCAAAGGCCUUAAUCUGCCCACCUCCAUCACCAGUGCCGCGUUCACCCUGCGGACACAGUACAUGAAGUACCUCUAUGCCUAUGAGUGUGAGAAGAAAUCCCUGAGCUCCCCGGCUGAGCUCCAGGCUGCCAUCGACGGGAACCGGCGGGAGGGCCGGCGGCCCAGCUACAGCUCCUCCUUGUUCAGCUACUCACCCACCACCUCAGGGCCUCCCUCCCUCCUGUCUCCCCCCAAAAUCCGCUUCCCCAUCAUCGGCGUGGCACCAGGCAGCGGGACCAGCAACCCUCGGGUGUCUCCAGCAGCAGCCAUCAGAAAAGGUGACGGAGUGCCCUUGACUGUGUCUAUGCCAAAUCGUAUUGCUGUGCCAGUGACCUUGAGUAGCCAGCAGGCAACUGUGGCAGCAAGAACAGCCACCCUGGAGCAGCUGAGGGAGAGGCUGGAGUCAGGAGAGCCUCCGGAGAAGAAGGUGUCACGGACGACCGAGGAGGAGCAGCGGCUUGUCCAGCAGGCUCUGCAGCGCAACCUGUUCAGCAUGGCACGGCAGAUCCCCAUGAAGAUCAAAAUCAAUGGCAAGGAAGACAAGCCCGACUCGACAGCAGCACUGAACUUGUCACCCAACGGCAUCGGGAGCAUUAACAUGUCUGUGGAGAUCAACGGCACCACUUAUGCUGGAGUGCUCUUUGCCCAGAAACCCGUCGUCCACCUCCUCGCCGGCUCCAGCACCCACAGCUCCUGCAGCAGCAGCAGCAGCUCCCACUGCUCUCCCAGCCCUACCUCAUCCCGAGGAACGCCCAGCACGGAGCCCUCCACCAGCUGGUCUCUCUGAUGGGCGGCCCAUUCCCUGUCUCACACUGGCCUCUGGCUCCCGGAGCGAGCCGGGAGGGAGUCGCACAGAUACCUCAUCUCAAGGAACCUGCUUUUGUGGUUGGCCAGCGGCAAGAUGAUGAUGAUGAUGAUGAUGAUGAUGAUGAAACCUUUCCAUGCCAGCGAGUUUUUCUUCAUCAUCUCCUUGUCCAGCCUUUUUUCUUUGUUCUCCCCCUUUCUUCCUCCCUUUUGCUCUUUGUUUUCUUCCUCCUCCUCCUCCUCCCAGGGUUUGCUGUGUUCCUGUCGGGGGUGGGACAUGGAGGGGGGGCACGCCUGGCGUUUUUCAAUCAGGGAUGGGCUCUAGGAGCUGCGGGUUGAGACAUGGCUGAGACGUCACCAAGGCAGGUUGAAAGAGCUGGAGUUGGGGCAGGGAAACUUGGUUCUCCUUGAGCCAGGAACCACAAGGACUCUUCCCACCAACCAACUCCGUGUUUUGACAAUCCUAAGAGCCGGCGGGGUGCCUUGCCCUGUCCUCCCUUGUGCUGCAGAACAGGCAAACUGCUUGUUUCCUUCCUGCUGUUUCCAUAUGUCCUCACAGGAGGCUCAUGAGCCUCCUUCCCCCUCUCCACGGUUUUGACAUGAGGGGAAGGAGUUCCUCCCUCCCUGCCACAUUGAAACCCUCUCUCCAUCAGCUGCUUGGUUCUUGCCGGUGCUGCCUGAUCCCUCCUGUUGCCUUCAGGCUUUCAGAAGUUUUAAAGGCCCUUGACCUUGCCUGUCUCUCAUGAGGAAUUCAUCCCACUGACCUUUACCCUGACAGCCUGAGCUUGUUGUGGCUCCUCUGAUCCUCUGCCCCCGUGACACUGUCACUCGGGUCGAUCCAGGCUUUCCUGAGAUCAGCCAUCUCACUUCUGCCUCCUGAGGUGGCUUCUGGUGCCCCUGGAAGCUGCCCACGUCUGUGUGCUGAAGAAAUAGGAGGUCAUCUCUGCAAUCCAUCUCGUGGGGGCCACAUUGUGUGCGUGGGUGUUGUGGUUAAUGUUAUACACGUGGGUUUUUUGUCUUUGAACAAACCCAGCUGCCCACGCCCCUUCAAACUGCACCUGAGCAGCGAAGACCUUUUGCUCUCCGGGGGAAAGUGGAGAGCAGGAAAUCAAGCCCUUCCUUGCCCUUUCUCCUCAGACCUCCAGUUGGAAGCAGAGCUGGCCCUGACUCCAUAAAUCAGCUCCUGCUCAGGUGGCCUUGUGCUGUCCCCCUCUCCUUCUGGCCUUUCCUCAGCCCAGAGAGAUGAUCCAAACUCCAUCCCUCCUGCCCUGGUGACGUCCUUCCCAUGCUUCAGGCCCAAGUCAGGUUUUUUUGAGCAGAUGAAAUACCUCAGAUAUGUACUUGUUGUUGGGUUGGUUUUGUUGGUUUUGGGUUGUUUUUUUAACCUCUUCAGGAAGUAUUGGCAUAUCUUAUCGCUUGGUUUUUUAAUAUGUGGGUUUGCUGACA
This is a messenger RNA of Manacus vitellinus (golden-collared manakin), 3284 nucleotides long. It is a transcript of the gene ARID3B, whose product is annotated as AT-rich interaction domain 3B. Gene Ontology annotation, molecular function: DNA binding. Gene Ontology annotation, biological process: regulation of transcription by RNA polymerase II. NCBI's taxonomy places the organism in Eukaryota, Metazoa, Chordata, Aves, Passeriformes, Pipridae. The record is from RefSeq and is a predicted model, not a curated record. Gene Ontology annotation, cellular component: nucleus.